GCCCCGGGUGCCCAGCAUAACCCGAGAUCCCCCGCUCACCCCGGGAUCUGGGGAUUGCCCCAGGAGCCCCGCGUACCCCUGGACCCUGACGCGGCUCCCCGAACGCCACGCGCUCCAGGACCCCUGCGCGCUAGCAGAAUUCCGGAGCUUGGCCAACCAGGCUGCGCGCCCUGGUGAGGGGGCCCCGCCCCACCUCAGAGGAUCCCCCUCUUCCAACAGACGGAGCCCCGCCCCAGAGGGACCCCCAGGUCCGACAGGGACAUCCAGCCACGCCCCAGAGGGCUCCCAGCAUCUCGCGCCUGGAGCCCUGUGCUCCAGAAGAUCCUCGGUGCCCAGCUGGGGGCUCCCCGCCCUGCUGAGGGGGCGCUGCCCAGGAGGGUCCCCCGCAUCCCGCGGGCCCGGGCAGGAUGCACGCCGCCCUGGCGGGGCCGCUGCUUGCCGCCCUCCUCGCCACCGCCCGCGCCCGCCCGCAACCCCCUGACGGAGGACAGUGCCGGCCGCCCGGAUCGCAGAGGGACAUGAACUCCUUCCUAUGGACUAUUCGGCGCCAUCCCCCAGCCUAUUUGUUUGGCACCAUUCACGUUCCAUAUACCCGAGUCUGGGACUUCAUCCCUGAUAAUUCCAAAGCAGCCUUCCAGGCCAGCACCCGCGUCUACUUUGAGCUGGAUCUGACGGAUCCCUACACCAUCUCGGCCCUGGCUAGCUGCCAGCUGCUGCCCCAUGGGGAGAACCUGCAGGACGUGCUGCCAAGAGAGCUCUACUGGCGCCUGAAGCGCCACCUGGACUACGUGAAGCUGAUGAUGCCCUCAUGGAUGACACCAGCCCAGCGCGGCAAAGGGCUGUAUGCUGACUACCUGUUCAAUGCCAUUGCUGGCAACUGGGAGCGUAAGAGGCCAGUGUGGGUGAUGCUGAUGGUGAACUCGCUCACGGAGACGGACGUGCGCUCCCGAGGCGUGCCUGUGCUGGACCUCUACCUGGCCCAGCAGGCUGAGAAGAUGAAGAAGAGCACCGGGGCUGUGGAGCGGGUUGAGGAGCAGUGCCAUCCUCUCAAUGGGCUCAACUUCUCCCAGGUGUUGUUCGCCCUGAACCAGACUCUGCUGCAGCAUGAGAGUGUGCGGGCUGGGAGCCUGCAGGCGCCAUACACCACGGAGGACCUCAUCAAACACUACAACUGCGGGGACCUCAAUGCAGUCAUUUUCAACCAUGACACAUCCCAGCUCCCCAAUUUCAUCAACACCACCCUCCCACCUCAUGAGCAGGUGACAGCCCAGGAGAUUGACAGCUACUUCCGCCAGGAGCUCAUCUACAAGAGAAAUGAGCGCAUGGGGAGGAGAGUCAUGGCGCUGCUGCAGGAGAACCAGGACAAGAUCUGUUUCUUUGCCUUCGGAGCAGGUCACUUUCUGGGGAACAACACUGUCAUCGACGUCCUAAGACAGGCAGGACUGGAGGUGGACCACACACCUGCUGGGCAAGCCAUCCACAGCCCUGCUACUGGGAGCCCGGCUCCCUCUCCCGAGGGCACCUCUUCUGCCAGUCCAGCCCCAGCAACCCCAGCUGCUGCAGUCCUGGAAGCAACCUCAGCAACCCCCACUACCCCUCCAGAGGAGGAAGAUCCAGUCCUGUCCCCACACCUCCUGCUCCCCGACAGCCUUAGCCAGCUGGAGGAGUUCGGGCGGCAAAAGUGGCGCAAGAGACUAAACAAACAGCAGCGGCCGAGGCAGUUCAACGACCUCUGGGUCCGCAUCGAGGACAGCACCACUGUCUCACCACCCCCGCUGCCUCUCCAGCCUACCCCCAGCUCCGGGACCACCAAACCUUUUGUCAAGUUCUCACACCAACUCCAACAGCAGGACGUUGCGGGGCCUACCAGCAACUCAGCACCUACACUGGGCCUCCCUGCUGCUGUCGCUGCCACCAUCGUCGCCCCCUUCCUACUACACACCCUUGGGCCUUCCUGACCUUGACACCCUGCAGAGCAGUCAGAGAAGGCACAGAAAUCUGUGACCGCGCCCACCGUCUGAUGCCACCUCAGAGGGUACCGACACCUCAAGGCAGUUCACACAGGACAGGGACCUUAAAACACCAGAGCUUUAUUGUACCCAAAUUACAUCUUCUUUUUUGUAGAAGGUCUUAAUUUCCCAUAGUGCUAUGGGGCCCUUUUGUAAAAUAUGUGUCCAUAUUAAAAGAGAAAAUGUAUUUAUUCUAUCGAUAAAACUAUUUUUAUGUAGCCUAUGUUAUAGUCCCUGAAUUAGCCCCAACACCAACCCAGGGAAGGAGCCCAGGUUCCCAUGACCUCUGUGACCUGUGUGGACUGUGGCUUUGAGUUGGCCCCAAGCCUCCUAGUCAGGCUUGGCUUCUCCCACUGUAGGUACCUCUGAGGGCAAGCAGAAAGGCAGCCCCAGCUUUUGUGAAGCUGAAUUUCAUAGCCAGAGGCAUGGUGGCCAGCCCAUCCUCCUCAUCCCUGGAUGUACCCAGGCCCUGAAGGGACAAUUUAAGGGGAAAAAAUGCUGCUAUUUUGAGGUCCUGAGUGUCUGUGGACUGGCCUUCCAGAGCUCCUGAGAGGGUUUCCCAUCUAAGUGAAAGACUGGUGCUGAAGCAGGUGAACCCAGUCCCAUGGUCAUAUUGCUACGCGGAGACCCAAAAAGUGAAUGGGAUUUACCCAAAGUCACGAAGCAAGUGGGCGAUCUGUGUUCCAGCGGCACUGGCCCAGCUUUCAUUUCAUAGAAGCUGGUAAAACCACAGCUGAGUGAAGUAAGCAGAAGGACAGGAGUGGGCACAGGACGGUUUCAGGAGUGAUGGAGUUCAGGAGCCAUCAGUUGUGGUACUGAUGAGGGUAACAGAGGACCAUGGACCAGAAGCCUGCAGCAGGGUGGGCUCUCUGCACUCUCCCUUCUUCAUAGAUCCUCACACUAAUGCUGUGAGAUGUGGUUACCCUCAUUUCAGUGAUGACACUGAACCCCCAGAAGAGUGAGAAAGAUCCACCCAAGUUCACACACACACACACACACA
This is a messenger RNA of Microtus ochrogaster (prairie vole), 3009 nucleotides long. RefSeq names its product TraB domain containing 2B (gene Trabd2b). NCBI's taxonomy places the organism in Eukaryota, Metazoa, Chordata, Mammalia, Rodentia, Cricetidae. Gene Ontology annotation, molecular function: Wnt-protein binding; metalloendopeptidase activity. The record is from RefSeq and is a predicted model, not a curated record. Gene Ontology annotation, biological process: negative regulation of Wnt signaling pathway. Gene Ontology annotation, cellular component: organelle membrane; plasma membrane.